Molecule: messenger RNA, 518 nt
Organism: Pelecanus crispus (Dalmatian pelican)
Lineage: Eukaryota; Metazoa; Chordata; Aves; Pelecaniformes; Pelecanidae
Source: RefSeq, a predicted model, not a curated record
GCAGAGAUCGAGAGUCAGGGCAGCAAAGCAAAGGUGUACGGCGAGAUGCUGCAUGUAGAUAUACCCUUUCCCAUUCCUGAGCCUGAUGGAUGCAAGUCCGGGAUCCAGUGCCCAAUUCAGAAGGGCCGUUCCUACAGCUACCUGAAUAAACUCCCUGUGAAGAGCGAGUACCCCAGUAUUAAACUGAUUGUGAAGUGGGAGCUGGUGGAUGACCAGGACCAGAUGUUGUUCUGCUGGAAGAUACCAGUUCAGAUCACCAGCUGAGGAGCCCUGCCAUUCGUAGGGCUUGGGGAGGGGAAAAACAGAAGACAACACAGGCCAAAUUCUUUUAUAUAAUAAGCAUUUCUUACUGCUUCCUUCAGAGCUCUGCAGCCUCUGAGCAGCCAGUACUGUGUUCCUGCAAGGUCAGCCAUGGGUAGAGGGCUUUUACCCCAUUUAGAGCCCCCUGGGGCGUUCUCACAGCAGCUCAAGCGGGAGCAGUGGCUGCUGCAGGAGUGACUGAGCAUUGUCCUCUGGCC